Darwinula stevensoni is the source of this 1168-nucleotide messenger RNA. NCBI's taxonomy places the organism in Eukaryota, Metazoa, Arthropoda, Ostracoda, Podocopida, Darwinulidae. The record is from the annotation of a GenBank genome assembly.
CAUUCUUUUACAUGUGCCAGUUGGGUCGAGUGUCACGAAGCUUUUGUGAAGGAUAGGCCCUGGCUUACAUAGACCUGGCGUCCACCGACGUUGGGGAAUGUCAGCAUACAAAUCCCCAUCAAAAUGGAAGAGGGUGAUUGAAAAACAUAAACUUGAGAAGUUCAUCAAGAUGUGCUUGAAAGCGUGCGAGCGUGGGACCCAACUGUCUGAGGUUCGAGACGCCAAGGGCGAGACUCUCCUGCACAUGGCGUGCAGAGCCGAUUGUGAAGACAUGGUCAGGUAUCUCAUCUUCAAGAAGCAUUGUGGACCCAGGGCACUGAACCGUAAGGGGGAGACGCCCCUGUUCAUUACAGUCAAAAUGUUCUUGAAGGCUCUUUCUAGACGAAAAAGAAUUGCAACUUCAGUUCCUCCUGGUGCAAACAUCAUUAAGCUUCUCCUUCUUGAAGAUCAGAGGGCAGCAGGGAUACCAAACAAGGAGAAUGUAUCUGCUGAUGACCUGCUGAAGAAAGCAGAGAAAAUUUCAGGGAUGAAGUUUGCCAGGUCUACCCAGCAAGGCCCUUCCAUGCCAGAGGACACUUGGUUUGAUAAAAUCAAGGCUGAAGCUGAAGAUGAAUAUGGCAGGGCUUGGGGCUCAUAUGAAGAAGAUUUCCUGAUGGGUAGUACAUCAAACCAUGAAACCUAUGAUGACUGGGCUGACAGGAUCAUAGAGGAACGUAAGAAGAAGUUUCAGAAAUGCUAUCCAGAAAAGCAAUCAGAGCAAACAAAGAAAGAAAAGGCUCCUUCUUGGACAGAAGAAGACCAGAGAAGAUGGGAAAUGGAGCAGAAACUGAAGGAAGAACACAGACAGGAAAAGAAGUGGAAGAGCCUGGGAGUGUUGUACGAUCUGCAGUGUGAGACAAUACAGGAGCAAGUUACAGCGUUCUCCAUGUCAGACUUCCCCCUGUUCACCCAACACCCCAUUGAAGAUCUUGAGAAGAUGCUGGACUUCAGAACCAAGACUAUGAGUGCUGAAGAACAAAGACGUUUUGUCAUGAAUGGGCUACGGCUAUGGCACCCUGACAAAUUUUCACGUCAUUUCAAGGCUGAACUUGAAGCUGGUGAUGAAGAAUUCAAGUCCCUCAUUCUGAGAGUUCAGGAGUUUUCAAAACUCCUGAAUAGUCGCAAAUGA